AUGUCUGUUCUUAGCUUUUCUCACGAGGCGACGCGGAAAGUUCCCUUCGAAGUCCACAUCGAAAGCCGCUGCCCCGACACCCGAGACUGUCUGCAAAAGCUCGUAGCCCCUGCAUAUUGGCAAGUGGAAGAUCAAGUGGAUUUCAGAAUCAGCUACGGUUUGGGAAAAGCCAAGAAGAGACACUCUAUCGGUGAUGCCUUGGAUUUCAAUGCCUUCGUGCUAUCGGACUUUGAGCGCGUUUCAGAUAAGGGAUUAAUUGAGGAGUGUGCGCAGGAACAUAACGUCGAUUAUGAGAAGAUCGGUGACUGUGCGAACAGUGAAGAAGGUCUGGAGCUUUUGAUUAGCAGCGUCGCGCGUAGCGUUGCCGUGAAUGCGAAAGCUAGUUGCACUGUUCGUGUGGAUGAUAAGGUGUGGUGCGUUCGGCAUACCUAUGAGUGGAAGUGCCCGCCUGGUCGUGGUGUUGUUGAGAAUUUGGUUCGGGAGAUUAAGAAGUUAUCUGGGGAUGGAGAGGACGGCGCUGGAUAA
Aspergillus bombycis is the source of this 525-nucleotide messenger RNA. RefSeq names its product GILT family thiol reductase. Gene Ontology annotation, molecular function: oxidoreductase activity, acting on a sulfur group of donors, disulfide as acceptor. The transcript has 4 exons. Bases 1 to 525 code for a protein of 174 amino acids. The record is from RefSeq and is a predicted model, not a curated record. NCBI's taxonomy places the organism in Eukaryota, Fungi, Ascomycota, Eurotiomycetes, Eurotiales, Aspergillaceae.